This is a messenger RNA of Dictyostelium discoideum AX4, 1047 nucleotides long. RefSeq names its product malate dehydrogenase (gene mdhB). Lineage: Eukaryota; Evosea; Eumycetozoa; Dictyosteliales; Dictyosteliaceae. The transcript has a single exon. Gene Ontology annotation, molecular function: malate dehydrogenase activity; oxidoreductase activity, acting on the CH-OH group of donors, NAD or NADP as acceptor; oxidoreductase activity. The record is from RefSeq and is a predicted model, not a curated record. Gene Ontology annotation, cellular component: mitochondrion. The coding region runs from base 1 to 1047 and encodes 348 amino acids. Gene Ontology annotation, biological process: malate metabolic process.
AUGAAUAAAAUUUUAACUCGUAGUUUUAGUACUGGUGCAAAUUUCUUUGCCUCUGGUAAAGGUAAAGCACCAGUUAGAGUUGCCAUUACUGGUGCCAGUGGUCAAAUUGGUUAUCAAUUAUUAUUCAGAAUUGCCAGUGGUGAUAUGUUAGGUAAAGAUCAACCAAUCAUUCUCCAAUGUUUAGAAUUACCAGGUGCAAUGAACUCAUUAAAAGGUGUUUCAAUGGAAUUGGAUGAUUGUGCAUUCCCAUUGCUCAAAGGUAUUGUUCAAAGUGAUAAACCAGAGGAAGCAUUCGCUGGUGCAGACUAUGCAUUAUUAGUUGGUGCUCGUCCAAGAAGCAAGGGUAUGGAGCGUGGUGACCUUUUAAAAGCAAAUGCUGAAAUUUUCUCUGUUCAAGGUAAAGCAUUAGACAAAAGUGCUAAUCGUGACACUUUAAGAGUUUUAGUUGUAGGUAACCCAGCCAAUACCAACGCAUUAAUUGCCGCCCGUAAUGCACCAAAUAUUGACCCAAAACGUUUCUCUGCCAUGACUCGUUUAGAUCACAACAGAGGUUUAGCUCAAUUAGCCGAUAAAACUGGUUCAGCCGUAACUGAUAUUGAAAAAUUCUGCAUUUGGGGUAACCACUCUGCCACCCAAUACCCAGAUAUUAACUUUGGUACCGUCAAAGGUAAAUCACUCGUAGAUACCAUCAACGAUCAAAAAUGGGUUAAAGAUAACUUUAUUCCAACCGUUCAACAAAGAGGUGCCGCUAUUAUUGCUGCCCGUGGUUUAUCAUCAGCUGCCUCUGCUGCUUCAGCUGCCAUCGAUCACAUGAGAGAUUGGACCUAUGGUACCAAUGGUCAAUGGACCUCUAUGGCCAUUUACUCUGAAGGUGAAUAUGGUGCCGAUAAAGGUCUCUACUUCUCUUUCCCAGUCAUUGUAGAUAACAAAGGUAAAUACGAAAUCGUUAAAGGUCUUAAACUUGAUCAAUUCUCUCAAGAACGUUUCGAUGCUACUCGUAAAGAAUUAUUAUCAGAAAUGGAUGGUGUUAAAGAAUUAUUACCAUAA